CCCACAACUGUGUUCCACAGCCUCCAACUCAGCGAAACCGAGAGGAGUAUGGCAACUUCCCCGACCCAGGAUGACUUGAACGAAUGUGCCUUUCAACCAAAGGCACCCGUACCCAGACAGUAACCAACAACUUCAGCUUCCUUGAGACGCCUCGUCAAGGCGGGAGUACUUGGCUCACAUAUUCACACAAUGAGAUUCCGCGACGGACAAUGGCUGGUGGCCGAGGGGGUGCGCAUCGAGUAUGCCGAAGAAGUAUACCGCAUCACGCCGACGCCAUCGGGCAAAGGAAUCAGCCUCCUCUGCCCGACACGCAAGAUCAUGAGACGCGGAGACACGCUGAAUUUGGCGACACUCAGUGUGGACAUCGAAGCCGUUUUCGACGGCGUCAUCUCCGUCGAGGCCACACAUUGGCAAGGCGCCGUUCGCCGCGGCCCCGAUUUCGAUCUUUUCCCAGCGGGGCGACCCGAUAUUGAUGCAAAGGUCACACGCAGCGAGAAUGGCACCACCUUGUCUGCGGGGGGCCUUUCGACGACUGUCAGCGGCAAGCCGCACGAGUUCGACAUCUCAUUUCACCCGACGGACAACAAGAAGCCCCUGACCACUCUGCUGAAUCGGUCCGUUGGCUUGGCCUACGCCCCAGCGCCGAGCACGCCGAUGCAGUUGGCCGACAUGCGCAACCUCAAGCAUUACAUUUUCACUCAAACAACACUUGGGGUCGGCGAGUCCAUCCACGGCCUCGGCGAGCGUUUCGGCCCUUUCAACAAGGUCGGCCAGAAGGUUGACCUAUGGAACGCGGAUGGGGGUACCUCGUCAGACCAGGCAUACAAAAAUAUUAGCUUUUGGAUGAGCUCUCGGGGCUAUGGCGUCUUCAUCGACACUCCCGAUCGCGUCGAGCUCGAGAUCGGAAGCGAGCGGUGCUGCCGCCUCCAGACGAGCGUCGAAGGCCAAAGACUCCGUUGGUUCAUCAUCUACGGCCCCUCGCCCCGGGAGAUCCUCCGCAAGUACUCGAUCCUGACUGGCGCUCCGGGCGGUGUGCCGAGCUGGUCCUUUGGCCUCUGGCUCAGCACCUCCUUCACUACCUCUUACGAUGAAGAAACGGUGAACAGCUUCCUCUCGGGAAUGAAGGCGCGAGACAUCCCUGUCGAGGUCUUUCACUUUGACUGCUUCUGGCUCAAGGCCUUCCAGUGGUGCGACUUUGAGUUCGACCAAGACAUGUUUCCGGACCCCAAAGGCCAGAUCUCGCGCCUCAAGGCCGACGGCAUCGUCAAGAAGGUUUGCGUCUGGACGAACCCCUACCUCGGACAGGCAUCUCCGGUAUUUGCCGAAGCCGCCGCCAAGGGCUAUCUCCUGAAGCGCAAGAACGGAGACGUGUUUCAAUGGGAUAUGUGGCAGACGGGCAUGGGCAUCGUUGAUUUUACCAACCCCGACGCCUGCGCCUGGUAUGUCAGCUGCCUAGAAAAGCUAUUCGACAUGGGCGUUGAUUCCAUCAAGACGGACUUUGGCGAGCGCAUCCCUUCCGAAGACGUGCAAUGGUCUGACCCUUCCGUGGACCCCAAACGGAUGCACAAUUACUACGCUUUCAUCUACAAUAGGGUGGUCUACGAGACGCUUCAGAAACGCUACGGUGCAAACGAAGCCGUCUUGUUUGCCCGCGCCGCCACAGCCGGCACCCAGCGAUUCCCCCUGACUUGGGGUGGCGACUGCGAAUCCACCCCCGAAGCUAUGGCCGAGUCACUGCGCGGGGGCCUGUCCCUUGGCCUUUCUGGUUUCGCUUUCUGGAGUGUCGACAUUGGUGGUUUUGAAGGACACCCCCCGCCAUGGAUCUACAAGCGAUGGGUAGCAUUCGGCCUCCUCUGCUCACACUCCCGUCUCCACGGGUCAAACUCUUAUCGUGUACCCUGGACGGUUGACAACGACGACAACUCGGAGGAAGGAUGCUCGGCUACGCUUCGGAAGUGGACCCAUCUCAAAGCCCGCCUGAUGCCAUAUCUGUUUUCUCAGGCCCAGCAGUGCGUGCAGACCGGGCUCCCGCUCAGCUUGAGAGCCAUGUGCAUUGAGUUCCCCGAUGACCCGACGGCGUGGACACUGGAUCGCCAAUUCAUGCUCGGGGACAGCCUCCUCGUUGCCCCCGUGUUCGAGGAGGAUAAUACAGUCCAAUUCUACUUGCCCAAGGGUAGCUGGACCAACCUUUUCACAGGAGAGGUCAAGAGUGGCCCCGGGUGGUUCACCGAGACUCACGGAUUUGGGACGCUGCCGCUCUAUGUCCGGCCGAACACCUUGUUGGUCCUGGGGAAGGAAGGUGAAACGAGAACCGUAUAUGACUACUCGCGAGACGUUGAGGUCAGGAGUUAUUUUGCAACGGAUGGCGCAACCGCCAUCUUGGUCGAUAACCAGGGCAGCACGCUUGGUACUUUGAAGGCAGAGAACGGCGAGAUUAUCGGGAGGGAGCUACUAAAGGGCGACUCGGUCUUCACCACUGUCGUGAAAUCCUAGAAUCGGGAAGCCUUCGGAGUCAUGUCAAGCGAGAGCAGGGUUUACGGAGGCAUCCCUCACCAAGCCCCCUGUAGGUAACUUUCCGUGAGCUUUCGCCUUUGGAUCACGGCUGGGCGUAGAUUAGUGAGGACACUGGUUUGAAAAAGAAUGGCGAUUGGUCCUCGUUUAGGUACUCUACUCGAGACUGAUCUCCGCGCGAGUUUGCAAGUAUGUUGGUUUUCUCUG
This is a messenger RNA of Chaetomium fimeti, 2718 nucleotides long. RefSeq names its product glycosyl hydrolases family 31-domain-containing protein. Gene Ontology annotation, biological process: carbohydrate metabolic process. The record is from RefSeq and is a predicted model, not a curated record. The coding region runs from base 190 to 2493 and encodes 767 amino acids. The transcript is spliced from 3 exons. Lineage: Eukaryota; Fungi; Ascomycota; Sordariomycetes; Sordariales; Chaetomiaceae. Gene Ontology annotation, molecular function: carbohydrate binding; hydrolase activity, hydrolyzing O-glycosyl compounds.